Salvia splendens (bonfire salvia) is the source of this 901-nucleotide messenger RNA. RefSeq names its product auxin-responsive protein IAA16. Gene Ontology annotation, biological process: regulation of DNA-templated transcription. The transcript is spliced from 5 exons. Gene Ontology annotation, cellular component: nucleus. The record is from RefSeq and is a predicted model, not a curated record. Bases 118 to 753 code for a protein of 211 amino acids. NCBI's taxonomy places the organism in Eukaryota, Viridiplantae, Streptophyta, Magnoliopsida, Lamiales, Lamiaceae.
CUUAUAUCCACCACUUCUUCCAUAAUAUUCAUUUCAUCAAACAAAGAAAGCUAGAGUUGUACAAGUAGAGUAAAGUUUGUAUUAUAACAUCAGCAUCUGCUAAAGAAAUUUGCACUAAUGGGGACGAAGCAUGACGAGAAUCGGCUCGAGUACGAGGAGACAGAGCUGAGGCUGGGGCUACCCGGUGGGUCUUUGAAGAGAGAGUUUUCUCAAACUAUUGAUUUGAAGCUCAAUUUGAAUGCAUCCAUGGCUUCUUCAUCAUCUCCUCAUCACCAACAAGAAAAGAUCACUGCAAAGCCACCUGCUAAGGCCCAAGUAGUUGGUUGGCCACCAGUUAGAUCCUUCAGAAAGAACACCCUUGCCGUCCAAAAGGACGGUUGCGGCGGCGAAAGUGGCACUGCGGCGGCGUUUAUCAAAGUCAGCCUAGAUGGGGCACCGUACCUCCGGAAAGUGGACUUGAAAAUGUACAAUAGCUACCAACAACUUUCUGAAGCUCUCGGGAAAAUGUUCACCUCUUCUACAAUCGGCGAUUGUGGGGUGAAGGAGUUGAUGAGUGAGAGCAAAUUGAUUGACCUUUUGAAUGGGUCUGACUAUGUGCCAACUUAUCAAGAUAAAGAUGGAGACUGGAUGCUUGUUGGAGAUGUUCCAUGGGGGAUGUUCGUUGGUUCAUGCAAACGUCUCAGGAUAAUGAAGAGUUCGGAGGCCAUUGGACUUGCACCCAGAGCAGUGGAGAAGUGCAAGAACAGAGCAUGAAAAGGCUUCUGCUUAUAUUUUCAUUUGUGUAAUUUUGUUGUGAGUGAGUAUAUAAAUAGUGGAUAAUGUUCCAGCAGUUAAAAUGUACUACUCAGUUAUAAGGUUGUCAUUAUUAAUAUUACUAUCAUCUUAGUUUUGAUUCGUGAAA